This is a messenger RNA of Camelus dromedarius (Arabian camel), 4670 nucleotides long. RefSeq names its product fibrosin like 1 (gene FBRSL1). The record is from RefSeq and is a predicted model, not a curated record. Lineage: Eukaryota; Metazoa; Chordata; Mammalia; Artiodactyla; Camelidae. The transcript has 20 exons. The coding region runs from base 130 to 3471 and encodes 1113 amino acids.
GCCCGACCCGCCACCCGCCGCCGCCCAGGGCCCGAGUCCGCGCGGUCUGCACCGAGCCCGGCGGUGCCGCGUAGCGCAGCGGCAGCGGAGCGGGAGCCCGACGGCGCGGCCGCAAGGUCACCGCGCGCCAUGGAGGCCAAGGUCCGCCAGAGCCGGCGCUCACGCGCGCAGCGGGACCGCGGCCGGCGCCGGGAGGCGGCCCGCGACGCCCGCGACCAGAGCGCGUCGUCGGGUGACGAGCCCGAGCCCGGCCCCGGCAAGGAGAACACGGGCCUGCCCCGCGCGCCCCCGCCCCGCGCCGCCGCCGCCGCGCGCCCCCCGCGCCGCCGCCGCCGCGAGUCUAGCUCGCAGGAGGAGGAGGUCAUCGACGGCUUCGCCAUCGCCAGCUUCAGCACGCUGGAGGCCUUGGAGAAAGACAUGGCCCUGAAGCCACAUGAGCGGAAGGAGAAAUGGGAACGUCGCCUCGUCAAGAAGCCCCGUGAGUCAGAAAACUGCCCAUCUGCAGAGCCAAGUGAGAAUGGGCGACCCCUGGAGGCGGGCAGCCCUGAGCAGGACCUGGAGCCCACCUGCGACCCAGGGAAGAAAAAGGUCCCGCUGCAGCCUGCCAAGCAGAUGAAGGUCACAGUGUCCAGAGGGGGCGACCACAACAGUGAUGGCGACAGCUUCCGAGAAGCCACCAGCUCCCGGAGGAGCAGUUCUCGGGACCAGCUCAGUGACAGCUCGGCGCAGGCGGUCUCAGGCAGAGGUUACUCCUGCGACAGCGAGAGUGACGCGGAUGACAAGGCGUCUGUGGGCUCCGAGAAGCUCUUUGCCCCGGCAGCUGAUAAAGGCCCCACACUGGGCGACAAGUCCGAGGCCAAGGCUGGGGCAGCACCCAAGGUCUCAGGCCUGGAGCGCAGCCGUGAGCUGAGCACCGAGCCGCCCUUCCUGCCCCCCGUGCACAGCCCCGCGCCCGCCCUGCCCUCCGCCGGUCCGGAGCCCGGUGCCCCAGCCAGCCUGCUGGUCAAGAAGGAAGCCCCGGCUCUGCCCCGCCUCGCCCUGCAGCCGCCCCCUGCGCCUCCGCAGCCCCGGGCCGCGCUCCCAACGCACGUGCCUCUCCCCGCGGGCGCCUUCCCAGGCCACGGCCACGGCCACAGCCACGGCGCGCACAACAGCCUGCACAGCCUCAGCAGGAGCAGCAGCGCCAGCAGCGGCGCCAGCCUGGGGCUCGCGAAGCACGCGUCCCUGUCGCCUCACGGGCCAGGCCCCCACCUCUCUACCUCACACUUGGCGCUCCGCUCGCAGGCCCAGCACCAGCACCACGCGGCGGCCAUGUUCGCCGCCCCCCCGACACUGCCCCCGCCCCCGGCGCUGCCGGCCAACAGCCUGGUCAUCCCAGGACACCCUGCCGAUGCCAGCCUGUUGAUCUCAUUCAGCCAGCCAAUCAUGUAUUGCCAGCCUCAUUCGGGGAUUCUGAUUGAUCACGAGCUGCUCAGGCAAGAGCUGAACGCGCGUUUUCUGGUCCAGAGCGCCCCCCUGGGCCCGGGAGCUCUGCUGCGGGCGGAGUUCCACCAGCACCAACACACACACCAGCACACACACCAGCACCAACACACAUUCGCCCCCUUCCCUGCCGGGCCACCCCCGACGCCGCUCCUGCCGCCCGCCGCACCCCCGCCGUUUGACAAGUACACGCCCAAGCUGGACAGCGCCUACUUCCGACAUUCCAAUUUUUGCCCGCCCUUCCCUCCAGCCGUCCCCGGACUGCCCGCCCUGCUCCCGCACCCAGGUCCCUUUGGAUCCCUGCAGGGUGCUUUUCAGCCCAAGACUUCAAACCCACUCGAGGUAACAGGCCGGGCCAGUGCUGUUCACACCCUCCUGCAGAAAGCCCCCGGGGUGUCCAACCCGUACCGGACAGCAGUCAGGGAGUCUCGGGGUGAUACAGCGGGCCAGAGCAAGGAGGUCCUGGCCUCCCAGCUGAGCCUGUCGCCCACCCCGUGGCAGAAACCUGGGAAGUGGUGUGCGGUGCACGUGCAGAUUGCCUGGCAGAUCUACCACCAUCAGCAGAAGAUAAAGCUGCAGCUGGACCCCCACAAGCUGGACGUGGGCACCAAGCUGGACUUGUUCGGCAGACCCCCCGCCCCAGGAGUGUUCGCUGGAUUCCACUACCCGCAGGACCUGGCCCGGCCCCUCUUCUCCAGCUCCGGUGCCUCCCAUCCCCCCACCAACCCAUUCGGACCCUCAGCCCAUCCUGGCAGCUUCCUACCCACUGGUCACUUGGCAGACCCUUUCAGCAGAUCAAGCACCUUUGGGGGCCUGGGGAGCCUGGGCAGCAACGCCUUCGGAGGCCUGGGCAGCCACACGCUGACUCCUGGCGGCAGCAUCUUUGCCCCCAAGGAGGGCCCCACACUGCACGGCCUGCCCAGCCCACAUGAGGCCUGGAACCGGCUGCACCGGGCACCACCCUCCUUCCCCACGCCACCCCCGUGGCCCAAGCCCACAGACGCCGAGCGGGUCUCAGCCCUGACCAACCACGACCGAGAGCCGGACAAGGGCAAGGAGGAGCAGGAGCGGGACCUCCUGGAGAAGACACGCCUGCUGAGUCGGGCCUCGCCGGUAGCCCCGGUGGGCCACCCCAGCAGCAGCCUUUUGCUUCGCGGCCAGGGCGAUCCAGGCCGGCCCGGGGUCCCCGCCGAGCGCGAGGCCGAGCUCCGCGUCAAGGAGAGCCGCUCCCCAGUCAAGGAGGAUGGCGCCAAGCUGGCCGCGCGCCUGCCAUCACCCCAAAGCAAGGCAGCCCUGGGGGACAGUCUGCGCCUGGCCGGCUUCCUGGGCCGCGAGCCCGGGAAGCCGCCGGAGGCGUCGGCCGAGCGGCCCCCGAGCGACGUGAAGGUCAAGGAGGAGCGCGGGGAAGACGGAGAUGCGCCUCCGCAGCUCGGCCCGGGCCCUGCGGGCCGCGAGCGCCUGGGCUUCGCGUGGGAGCCGCUGCGGGACGCCUACCGCGGCCUGGAGCUGCCCCGCCGCGCCCUGCCCAGCCCGGGCCCCGCCGCCCUCCUCGAGCCGGCCGAGCGCCCCUACCGCGACCGCGAGCCGCACGACUACAGCCCCGAGCGCCUGCGGGAGGCGCGCCGCGAGGAGCUGGAGCGCGCGCGGGCCGCGCACCUGGGCGCCUCCCCGCACCUGGGCGCCGCCUCCCCGCACCUGCCCGCUGGCUCCGCUCUGGACGGCGUGGCGCUCCUGCCCGCGCUGGGCGCCCUGCACUACCCGCGCCUCGCGCCCGCCGCCGCGCUGCACGGAGGGCUCCUGACGCGGACCCCGCCUGCUGCCGCCGCCGCUGCCGCACUGGGCGCGCCGCCCCCGCUGGUGACUGCGGGCGGGCCCCCCACCCCGCCGGGGCCGCCGCGCAGCAGGACUACGCCGCUCGGGGCCCGCGCGCCCGGGGAGGCGCGCGACUACUCCCCGUCCCGCAACCCGCAGGAGGUGGAGGCGCGGUAGUCGCCGCGCGGUCGCGCCCGCCCCGUGUACAGACGCCCCUUCGCCAACGCACUGCUGUCAACUUUUCUAAAUGUACCUUUCUAGAACUAAAGCACAGUUCCAUCGGUCCUGGGGCGACGCUCGCCUUUCCACUCGAGCCUGUGGAGUCGGGGAUUUCAUACACAGCUUUUCUGGGGUGAUCUUUUGUUUUUCGAGCUUGAGAUUAGGCUACUGGAAAAAAAAAUUAAAGUUUGUACCUUUUUUUCCCAAGGGUGAGAAGCAUUUUUAAUAGAUUUGUAUUUUUUUCAAUUUUGUGCUAUUUAGACAUGGAAAAGAAACAAAACAGAAUUUUGCUUUUUUUAGUUUGGAUUUGCGAUGUAAUGGCCUCAGAUCCCUCUCCAGAGCCCUAGGGGUUUUUUGUCUUAUUUAUAGAGAAAAAAACGGUCAUUUUGUCCAACGCACUGUGAGGACCCCACUCAGGCCCGGCCCUGGCCCUCCCUUGGUACUUGGAACCGAAGUUACAGAAAAUUAAUAAUGUACAAACUUUUUUUGCCUUUUUAUGCAGACGUGUAAAGGGGUUUCUUUUUCAGUUUGUUUUUUUUUUUUUAAGUGUAAAUAGUCUUAAUAUAAAUAUAUGACGUUAUUAAAUUCUUAAUCUAGGUAGACUUUAUAAAAGCAGUUUCUAGAAACUCCUCUGGUUAUUUGCUCAACAUGGUCACAAAAGCCGCCGGCUGUCCGUUGGGAAUGCCCUCAGACGUGCACCUGCAACGUCCUUCAACUAUGCAAGCGCUGGGCGGCGGGCACCUGCCCCUCGUGCUGACUGCGGCAACCCGGAACCGACACCAGAUGGGUGGAACCCUGGAAGCAAAGAGGCUAAAAAGGCUAAUCACGAAAGGACACCUGUUCUCCACGGAGGCCAGCGGAAGACGUCUGUCUCACGUGCUCCCACCAGCCGGGGCCUCAGCACAAUGUCCUUUUGGUUUCAGUUUUGCUCUCAUCACCUUGUGAAUGUCACCGGGCCCCGUUGUCAGUGUCCCUCGUUUCCCGAUGUCUACACCUGUGUCCUCGGCAUCUGAGCCUCAGUUCAGCCAGCUGCACCUGUUUGCUUUGCUCGAUUCUGUAUUUUCAACCCCGUUUCCACUGUCAACUCCAGUUACUUUAAGCAUCCUGUUCACCCGUCAACCGAUGAAGAUAAAUACAGCCUUGAUUUUGGAGGAAAA